AUGCAGUCCAGUACCAACACAGUCUUCAGCUACAACUAUUGCUGCGGUAGCCACGGUAUCUCGGUUGGCUCUCUCGGUGGCAACAGCGUCGACCAGUCCACUACGGUUCAGGGUCUCACAGUCGAAGGAAACACAAUCGUAGAUAGCACCAACGGUCUUCGUAUCAAGACUAUCAUCGGUCUUAAGGGUCUCGUAUCGGACGUCAAGUACGUCGACAAUGAGCUCUCGAACGUCAAGAACGCCAUCGUCAUCCGCUCGGAUUACAGCAAGGCCAAGGGUGGAUACACUGGUGCCCCCACAAGUCAAGUGCAGAUCACUGGGGUCAAGGUUGCUGGCCUUACCGGCUCAGCUAGUAACCUGUAUGACAUCAAGACGAACCCCAAGGUCGUGUCGGACUGGACAUUCACGGAUAUUGAUGUGAGCGCUUCACUCAAGGGUACGCUCGCCGGAAUGCCAAACAACCUUGCCGUUUAA
Molecule: messenger RNA, 474 nt
Organism: Phytophthora infestans T30-4
Lineage: Eukaryota; Oomycota; Peronosporomycetes; Peronosporales; Peronosporaceae
Product: polygalacturonase, putative
Exons: 1
Coding region: 1-474 (157 amino acids)
Biological process (GO): pectin catabolic process
Cellular component (GO): extracellular region
Molecular function (GO): polygalacturonase activity
Source: RefSeq, a predicted model, not a curated record